Molecule: messenger RNA, 269 nt
Organism: Staurois parvus
Lineage: Eukaryota; Metazoa; Chordata; Amphibia; Anura; Ranidae
Source: the annotation of a GenBank genome assembly
AACAAAUUAAAUUCGGAAACUGAGGUAUGCCUGUAUUAGAAUUAUAAUAUAUAAUCUCUCUAUCUAUUCAGUUAUCUUCAGGCUGGUCACAUAAUAUGCAGGGUCCUCUUCUUCCUGCACUGGGCAUUUCUCACUCCAGGGGCGGACUGACCAUUUGGAAACUCAGGCACUGCCCGAGGGCCUGGGAUACGUCCCUGGUACCUUUUUCAUAGGCUUUUUUGAGUUUGUGCAAGGACACAGGGGCCCCAUGAUCCCCCAUUGCUCGGGGG